Fragaria vesca subsp. vesca is the source of this 3455-nucleotide messenger RNA. RefSeq lists its product as uncharacterized. The record is from RefSeq and is a predicted model, not a curated record. Gene Ontology annotation, molecular function: transcription corepressor activity. Gene Ontology annotation, cellular component: nucleus. NCBI's taxonomy places the organism in Eukaryota, Viridiplantae, Streptophyta, Magnoliopsida, Rosales, Rosaceae. The transcript has 4 exons. The coding region runs from base 238 to 3162 and encodes 974 amino acids.
GAGAGACAACAAUAUAUAUUCUCUCUCGUCUCCUCCCUUCCUCUCUAUUCUAUGCAAAACCAACACACACUACUUUGAUUUUCACCUUCCCUCUCCUCUCUUCUUCUCUCUCUCUUUAUCUAUCUCUUCCUACCCUCUUAACCUCGUGAUUGUGAUUUCACGCCCCAUGAGAGUUCAACCUCUCUUGAACUAGGAUUAAUCUUUCACGUGGGUUCUUGACGUUUUUCGAGCUCUUCAAUGGAGAUGGAAUCAGCUGAGUCGGAUCUUGUGGGUAAUUCCUUGAAAGAAACACCUAUUGAAGAUCUGAUUCAUUCAGAUACUCCUACAAGCAAUGUGUUUGGAGAUCAACAUGUGCUUCCCCGAGUUGGUGGCAAGUAUCAGGUGGAAAUUCCUUUUAUGACAGUGGAGACGAUGGAAUCUGAGCGGCUUAAGCUUUUGACUAAUCCCGCUGACUCAGAAAUUGCCAGUGAAUCCCAUUCCUUUCUUAUGGGAUUACCCAUCCCAAUUGCAUGGGUCAAAGAAGGGGAUAACAUUGAAGCUGAAGGGUUGGAUUCUCCUACAACCCCUGAUGAUGCAGUUAAUGUAAAGAAGUCUCUGGAAGCUAGAAAGAGAAAAAAGAUUCAUAAGAAAGCAAGGAAGAAAAAUUCAGAACUCAAUGCUGAUCACUUGGAAUCUGGGUUGGGCCAGGGAGGAGAUUCAAGAUCAACAAGUUUAAAAACAUUGUUGCUGAAAGAAAGGCAAUCAUAUCAGCUGCUAGAGAGCAAAAGCUGUUCUCCAGUUCCCGAUUCAUCUAGGGAACCCUGGAGUGACACUGAAGCUGAUAGUUUUCUCCUUGGCUUGUACAUUUUUGGGAAGAACUUCAUUCAGGUGAAGAGAUUCAUGGAGCACAAGAGCACAGGAGAAAUAAUGUCAUUUUACUAUGGAAUAUUUUAUAGGUCUGAUGAAUACUACAGAUGGUCAGAUUGCCAGAAAGGUAGAAAAAAGAAAUGCAUUAUUGGCGAGAAAAUUUUUACAGGGUGGAGGCAACGAGAAUUGUGUUCUCGUAUGAUUCCUCAUGUCCAAGAAGAAUCGCGAAUCACUUUGUUUGAGGGCUAUAGGUCGUUUGCAGAAGGAAGAACUUUACUAGAAGAAUAUGUCUCCUCUUUAAAGUCUACAGUUGGCAUUCCUGUACUUGUGGAAGCUGUAGGAAUUGGGAAAGGGGAAGAAGACCUCACAGGCUUUCCCAUAGAGCCUGGAAAGAAUAAUCAAGAGACUCCAGGUUGUUCAACUCCAAGAGUACCAAAUGGUAAAGCUUUUGCUUCUCUUUCAUUUACGGAAAUAGUGAAGCUUUUGACUGGAGGGGUUCGGUUGAGCAAAGCUCGAUGUACUGAUAUUUUUUGGGAGGCUGUAUGGCCCCGAUUGCUGGCAAAUGGAUGGCACUCUGAGCAACCCAAGGAUCGAGGUUAUGUCAGUUCCGAAAAUUAUUUGGUUUUUCUUAUGCCUGGGAUAAAGAAGUACUCAAAAAGAAAAUUGACAAAGGGUGAUCAUUUUUUGGAUUCUGUUAGUGAUGUUUUGAACAAAGUGGCAUCUGAACCAAAACUCAUUCAGCUGGAAGCUGAAAAAGAUCCUGUUGGGAAUGAAGUAGGUGGGUGGACUCCAGAGGUGACAUCAGACCAGGAAGAUGAAUCUUGUUUUCAACGUCCUUGCUACCUCAAACCCCGAGUCUCUAAAAGCAAUUCAAACCAUCUGAAGUUCACUGUUGUUGAUACCAGUUUGGCCCAUGGAGGAAAAUCACGUGGCAUAGUGGAACUGAUGAACUUACCAGGUGAAGUGAAGACUAACACAGAACAAUCCAAUUCCUCAUCAGACAGUGAAGGGGAAUCAUCUGAGUAUAAACUUGUACUGAAUGAGUACCAGAAUGGUAUCACUCAAAGAGGUGAAAUGCCGUUGAAAAAGAAUAAGGCCAAGAAUGGUGGCGGUGGUAGUGAUCUGAAGAGGUUCACCGUUGUUGAUACCAGUCUAGUUUUUGGAGGAAAAUCAUCAACUGUGAGAGAGAUAAGAUGCUUGCCAGCUGUAGAUAAAUGUGUACUCAAGUCGAAAUGUACUUCUUGGGAAACUGAAGCAGUCUCAUCUGAGGAUUUACUGCAAAAGGUUAAGCCUGAUGCUACUGAUAUUUCACAGAAUGCUGAAGUGAAUAACUCCAACAUCGACUGCCAUGAGGAUACAUUUGCUACUACAGAAAAAGUAGAAAGCCACCAGGAUCAGAAAACCAGCAUGUCUGAUGACAAGCAGCCAAAAGGGAGCACAUUUGCUACUACAGAAAAAGUAGAAAGCCACCAGGAUCAGAAAACCAGCAUGUCUGAUGACAAGCAGCCAAAAGGGAGCACAUUUAGCAAAUUCAGUCGGAGAGCUAAACCUAGCCAUUCUGAUUCCAUAGGUCCUCUUAUCAAACGGCGAAAAUUAACUGCUUGUGUUAAGGCAGAGACAAGUAGCCUCAUUGAAAACUGCUCGGAAGGUUUGGAGUCCGAACAAGUGGAACAAGUGGGACUCCAUGGAACAUUGACUGAUUUAAAUUCAGGAACGCUUGUUGUUGCUCUAGUGGGUCCUAAACAAAAGGAAUCAUCAAGUACUUCUGAGGCUGAAGGUAAUCUAGAAGAGGAGAGCAGUUUGGAAGCUCGCAGUGGAGAUUGUUCUGGCAUGCAGACUUCCCAAACCCACACAUCAUCUGACCAGAGCCAACCUCAGGAUUUGGUGGACAGAAUGGGUGGCGAUAUAUGUUUUGGGUUCAGCCAUGAGACAAAUGCAGAUAUUUCAGGCCUUUCAUCUAGUGGAACAAAGACCGUUGAUGAUUCUCUGGGAACCAACAUGAAUUCUAGGAGGCAAAGCACCAGGACCCGACCACUAACCACUAAAGCAAUGGAAGCUCUUGCAAAUGGGUACUUAAGUAUUAAAACUAGACAAAAGAAAGUUGUUGGUAUGAGAGAAAACUCAUUAUCACGUCCCUCUCGCAAGUCCCACAGGCUUCGCAGCAUAGGCGAAGCAACUUCAAGCCCUCCUGAGACUGUUGGUGGAACUGUGACUCCAAAGGAAGAAAUGGAAGUCAAUGAAGCUUGCAAUGCUACCGAAGAUACAGUUAGGAAACCUCUUGAUCAAAUGGCAGAUAAGUGGCUCACUAGCUACUAGCUUAUCUUUGAAGACUUGUGUCAUCUUGAAGUUUUCUGACUUGGAAAGUGGAAUCGAAGUCUUCCAGAUCGCAUUAGAGUAAGUAUAGAUGUCCUUGUUAGAUAUUAUUGUCAAAAUUAGUUCAAUGCUAGAGGGAAUGCCGAGAAGAAGCACCUGUUUUAGUUAUUUAGCGAGUCUAAUAGUUUAUACAAGUAAUGUGGUCUCAUAUAACUACAGCCUCUUCUUAUUUCCUUGAGAUUUCAUCAUCUUUGAAGUGGAUCAUAUAUUGGUUUUAUGGUAUUUACUAUCAAAGC